AUGGAAGGAGCCCGGAACCGAAAACAACGCCGCGCUGCAGCUGCAGCAGCAGCAAAACAACCCCGAUCCACCGACGCGUUCGAUCCCGCCUCCGUCCCGCUCGCCCAUCCUCCCACAAACCACCCGACCGGCAAGACCCUGGUGGAUAUCAUCGCCGAGCGCCAGGGCGAGCUGCUGGGGCAGCUCUCCCCCAACGGGAAUGCAGGUGCAAGCCCGCAGACGCAGUUCGUGACCGUCGACCCGCGGACGGGGGCGAUCUCGGCCGUGGACGAGGGGAGGAACGGCGAGCACGAGAUGUCUGGUGGAGAGGAUGAGGAGGACGAGGAGGACGAAGACGAAGACGAAGAGGAAGAGCUCGACCAUCCGAUCCCCCCGGUCAUCGAUACGUUGCUCCUCGCGGUGCCGCUGGCGACCCUCCAUCUGACGCUGGCGUACCUCGCCGCCCACCAGUACGCCCAGGAGAUCGAGCUGGCGAAGCUCGUCCGCGAAUCCGCCUGCGUGGCCUUGCCCAUGCUGGCGCUGUUGAUCCACCUCGCGCACGGGCAUGUUGUCCCCUUCGUUGGGGCGCCGAAUAAAGAAACGCUCUCGCUCUUGCCAUGGGACAGCGAGAAGCGGUCGUGGGCGUUCAUGCGCCGGCUGCUCUUCCCGCCGAGUCUCCGCACUGUGGUCUUCCUCCCGCUGACGGCCUUCCUGGGGUGCAGGCUGAUGGUCAUGACGAACGAGGAUCCCUACUACGCCGUCAUGAAGCAUGCGCCGGCGUUUGGGACCAUGUGGAUCUGGGGCGUCUUGGAGAUGUCCUUUGGCCCCGCCGUGCUGGGCGCGCUGGGCCCGUUGAUCUGGGGGGUCUGGUGGAUGGGGUAUGGGAUUCUCUGA
This is a messenger RNA of Aspergillus japonicus CBS 114.51, 873 nucleotides long. RefSeq lists its product as uncharacterized. The transcript has 2 exons. The record is from RefSeq and is a predicted model, not a curated record. Lineage: Eukaryota; Fungi; Ascomycota; Eurotiomycetes; Eurotiales; Aspergillaceae. Bases 1 to 873 code for a protein of 290 amino acids.